AUGCCGCACGUCGCGCUCGUCCCCGCGCGGCUCGGCGCCGUCGCGCGCGGUGACGCGCCGCGCCGCGUCCGCGCCGUCGCGUCCGCUCGCGUCGAAGCGUCGUCGUCGAAACGCGCGCCAUCGCGCGGUCGCGCGAAAAGCGUGUCGAAGCAACUCUCCGUCAUCAGAAGACGGCUCCCUCCGCCGGCGGUCGCCCGCGGACGACGGUCGACCGCGACGCUCUCGAGCGCGGACGAGAACGACGAGGCGCACGACGUCGAGCACGCCGCGCCGACGCCGAAGAAGAAGAAGAGCGAGAUCAACAUCACGGGGAUGGGAAGUCGGUACGUCGAGGGAGAGAUCACGUGGGCGGCGAUCGCGGUGCAAGCCGCGCUCGCCGUCAUGGCGCUCGGCGCCGUCGGCGCGCUCGUGUUCACCGCGCCGAACAAAGACUCGCCGCAGUUUCAGAAGCGCGAUCGCGUGGAGAACGUGCGAUUGGGGGUGGUGUCGGACGUGAACGACGCGCCGGGGGCGGCGUGA
This is a messenger RNA of Micromonas pusilla CCMP1545, 519 nucleotides long. RefSeq lists its product as uncharacterized. The record is from RefSeq and is a predicted model, not a curated record. Lineage: Eukaryota; Viridiplantae; Chlorophyta; Mamiellophyceae; Mamiellales; Mamiellaceae. The coding region runs from base 1 to 519 and encodes 172 amino acids. The transcript has a single exon.